CGACGAGUUGUAGCAAGUAAUGGGUUCAGCGUGUGAGCAACCAGAGCAUAGUUGACUACGGUUAUUAUCGCCUAUUACUUGUCAGUCGUAAAAAACCAGAAACUUGGAUAGAAUGCCAACCCAUCUCCAAGCACAUCUGCACGCUCACUCUCUUCGUGAACCAACAGCAUUCUGGUCAGCCGCCGCCAAUGCCAUAACUUGGUACCGCAAGCCGGACCAAAUCUUCCAAAAAACGGCGGAAAAAUGCACGCCUGAACGCGGAGUGAAUUGGCAGUGGUUUGCAGGGAGCGAGUUGAAUACAUGUUACAAUGCACUUGACCGCCAUAUAGAAAGCGGCCAUGGCUCACGACCAGCUUUAAUUUACGAUUCGGCCGUGACUGGUACAAAGAAAACAUAUACGUAUGGAGACUUGUUGGACGAAGUCGAAGUGUUUGCUGCCGUUUUGGAAGGGGCUGGAGUUGGAAAGGGAACGGUCGUAUUGAUUUAUAUGCCCAUGGUGCCUCAAGCUGUCAUUGGCAUGUUGGCUUGUGCAAGGUUGGGCGCAGUGCAUUCCGUUGUCUUUGGCGGAUUUGCAGCUGGAGAACUAGCGAAACGCAUAACAGAUUGCCAACCGGAAGUCAUCCUUACUGCAUCCUGUGGUAUAGAACCAGCAAGGAUCGUUGCUUACCAACCGCUACUUCAAGAAGCGCUCACGCUCACAUCAUAUAAGCCGUCUGCAACGAUCCUUCUCCAGCGACCCGAGUAUCGCGCGGAGCUGGCGGGGAUGUUGGAUUGGGAUGAGGAGGUUUGCAAGGCGCGGAGGGAGGGACGGAGAGCUGGAUGGAAAGUCCUAAAAGGGGAUGAUCCUUUGUAUGUCAUUUAUACGUCAGGGAGUACUGGUGUACCAAAGGGAGUAGUACGAGACAACGCGGGUCAUGCCGUGGCUUUAACCUGGUCCAUGCAAAACGUCUUUGGAGUUUCACCUGGAGAUGUCUUCUUUGCCGCCAGUGACAUAGGAUGGGUUGUUGGCCAUAGCUAUAUUGUCUAUGGUCCAUUACUGCAUGGAUGCACUACUAUCCUUUACGAAGGAAAGCCGGUUGGAACACCUGACGCGGGUGCCUUUUGGCGAAUCGUGAAUGAAUGGAAGGUGAAUGUACUGUUCACUGCGCCAACUGCCGUUAGGGCUAUUAAGAGAGAAGAUCCGACUGGAGCAUUGUUGAAGCGACAUGAUAUUUCCUCUCUCCGGAGCUUGUUCUUGGCAGGCGAACGAUCAGAUCCAGAGACGGUGCGCCACUUUGAAAAAGUCCUUGGCGUCCCAAUUCGCGAUAAUUACUGGCAAACCGAAACUGGAUGGCCGCUUGCAGCUGCGUGCUGUCUCCCCGGAAAGCCAACCCCAACACGGGCAGGGUCAGCAGGCCCAGCCAUACCCGGUUACGACGUCCGUGUCCUUGAUGCCUCGACCAAACAAGAGGUUACUCGCAACACCCUGGGGGCGGUAGUUGUCAAACUACCUCUUCCACCGGGCUGCUUUUCAUCACUGUGGAAGAACCCUGCCGGGUUUUGGAAAUAUCUGGACAAGUUUGACGGGUAUUUCGAUUUGACAGAUGCCGGGUUCAUUGAUGACGAUGGGUACAUAUCCAUCAUGUCCCGCACAGACGAUGUCAUUAACGUAGCUGGACACCGUCUCAGCACUGGGAGCAUGGAAGAAGUGCUGGCGGCACAUCCAGACGUUGCGGAAUGUGCUGUUGUAGGGGUGAAGGACGACAUGAAGGGGCAGGUUCCUGUCGGGUUCGUCGUUCAAAUUGCAAACUCACAUUCGCUGCAUGAGUCUCUACCAAAAGUACUCCAAACCCGUAUCAGAACCUCCCUAGGUCCUAUCGCCUCAUUAAAAGAAAUUUAUAUCGUCCCAAAACUGCCAAAAACACGGUCGGGUAAAAUAUUGAGAAGAUCUUUGAGGGACAUUGUUGAGGGAAGGAAAGUGGUGGUUCCCGCCACCAUCGAAGAUGAGGGGGUGUUAGAUGUCGUGCAAAGACUUGUUAGGCCUAGACUGUGAAAAGCGAUUUUGGGUGUAGGGAAUAGUUUUUUUUUGUUUCAUCUAGGAUUUCUAUCCUGUGUCUAAAUGUGCCUAAAGCUAUCUCGCACAGCCCCAAUGUAUCAUAUUUCCUGCUCCGUAUAGAUUCAAACACCAUCUAUCAAUCUCUAUAUUUUCUUCGCGGCA
Molecule: messenger RNA, 2197 nt
Organism: Spizellomyces punctatus DAOM BR117
Lineage: Eukaryota; Fungi; Chytridiomycota; Chytridiomycetes; Spizellomycetales; Spizellomycetaceae
Exons: 10
Coding region: 113-2032 (639 amino acids)
Source: RefSeq, a predicted model, not a curated record